AUGUAUUAUUUGCAGUUUGUCAUCCUCGCCGCACUCGUGGCCGCCGCUCAAGCCGGAGUGAUCGGCGCACCCGCCGUGGUCGCCCCAGGCGCACCCAUCGGCUAUGCCGCCCCCGCAUACGCCGCCCCCGCCUACAAGGUAGCCGCCCCCGUCGCCUACGCCGCCCCAGUUGCCAAGGUCGCCGCUCCCCUCGCCUACGCCGCCCCCAAGGCUGUCGUCGCUGACGAGUACGACCCCAACCCACAGUACAACUACGCCUACAACAUCCAGGACGCCCUGACCGGAGACGCCAAGAGCCAGCAGGAGAGCCGUCAGGGAGACGUUGUCCAGGGCAGCUACUCCCUUGUCGAGCCUGAUGGUUCCCGCAGGACCGUCGAGUACACCGCUGACCCCGUCAACGGAUUCAACGCCGUCGUCCACAAGGAGCCCGCUGGUCACCCAGUUGUCGCCAAGGUUGCCGCCCCCGUCGCAUACGCUGCCCCCGUCGCCAAGGUCGCCGCUCCUCUGGCUUACGCCGCCCCCGUCGCUAAGGUCGUCGCCGCCCCCGUCGCCUACCACGGUUAAACUGCCCCAAAAAUUUGGUAUCAUGUAUUGACAGUUCUGGCAGUGGCGAUGUGCGCCCAAGCCCAAUACCCGGCCCCGGCUUACCACGCACCCGCCUACCCGGCACACGCACCCGUCUACCACGCACCCGCUCCAGUCGUUCCCGUCGUCAAGGCCUACGCCAAGCCCGUGGUUCCCGUCCCCGUCUACCCCGACGCACACCCCCACUACACCUUCGAGUAUGCCGUCGCCGACGCUCACACCGGAGACACCAAGAGCCAGCACGAGAGCCGCGACGGAGACGCCGUCCAGGGAGUCUACAGCCUGAUCGAGCCUGAUGGCACCAAGAGGACCGUCGAGUACACCGCUGAUGACCACAACGGAUUCAACGCAGUCGUCCACAAGGAAGGCACCCCAGUCGUCCCCAAGUACGCCCCCGCCCCCCACGUAGUCCCAGUCAUCCCCAAGGUGCCCGUUGUCCCCGUGGUCAAGUACGCCGCCCCAUACUACAAGCACUAAUCACCCAUAAUCAUCGCUCAGAAUGCCCCCCCCCCCCCCGUAACACCCGUUACGACGACUGCAACCACGCUCACAUCUUGUACAAAUCAGUCACUCAUCGAUAGCGAUGCUUUCCAACGCUAAGGAAUCGUUUACUAUCGCCAUUGUAUUAUUUAUUAUUUUUUAUAAAUAAAACAUAUCACGUCGAAA
This is a messenger RNA of Nilaparvata lugens (brown planthopper), 1251 nucleotides long. Its product is annotated as cuticle protein 19.8. The record is from RefSeq and is a predicted model, not a curated record. Gene Ontology annotation, cellular component: extracellular matrix. The transcript is spliced from 3 exons. Lineage: Eukaryota; Metazoa; Arthropoda; Insecta; Hemiptera; Delphacidae.